Molecule: messenger RNA, 5093 nt
Organism: Paramisgurnus dabryanus
Lineage: Eukaryota; Metazoa; Chordata; Actinopteri; Cypriniformes; Cobitidae
Product: sterile alpha motif domain-containing protein 9-like
Cellular component (GO): cytoplasm
Molecular function (GO): protein binding
Source: RefSeq, a predicted model, not a curated record
AUUAAACAAGAUAUAAGAAUAUUACUGCACUGAAUUGAAUGUGAUUGCACAAAACAUUGAUUAAAGAUUCAUUGCAUGAUUUCCUCAAAAUGGACUACAGUUCCAUACCAUGUUCAGACUGGAAUGAAUCCCAAGUUAGCUCAUGGUUACAGAGUAUUGGGCUGAAACCAGAGCACAUACAGAAACUUGAAAAAGAAGAGGUAACAGGACCUGUUCUUUUAACUAUAAAAAAAAAAUACUUGCAUGAAAUUGGUUUCCGAGGUGGCCAAAUACAGCUUUUGCUAAGUAAAAGAGAUGAGCUUUUACCGAAGUCAAAAAAUAAAUCCUGUCAUGAUGAAGCAGGCAGAAAGGAUGCAAAACCUUCUUCCGAUGAUGUUACUGAGUCUUCCGAUAAUGUUACUGAACUGGAACAAACAUGUUCACCUAGUGAUGAUUCUGCAACACAUGCAAAACCAGCAAGCAGGUUUCGAAAAUUUGAUGAUAAUGAUGAACAAUUCAGGUACAAAAGGAAUACUAUACUCCCGCCAGAGACAGGAAUAAACAAGAAUCUGAUCAUUCCAUGUCAUGAGUAUAAAUCUCUGGAAAAUGCUUGUAAAUUGGAAACAAGAAUACUGAAAGUCAAAUUUGCCAAUGAAGUUAUUCGAUUUGCUUGUGCAUGCAUGAAUAUGCGCGCAAAUGGCACAAUCCACUUUGGGGUCAUGGACAAGACAAAAACAUCCUACAAACAUGGAGAGAUAAUUGGAAUUGAAAUUGAAAACAAAGAGGAUUUUGAAGAUGCAUUAGACUACAUUGAAAAUAGUUUUCUAGCACAACAGCAAUCUGACGCCAGAAAGUGCAUCAGGUCUCCAAAAUUCAUUCCAGUAAUUGAUGAAAACAAUCAGACCGGCAAGUGGAUUGUGGAAGUUGAUGUAGUUCCCGCAGUGAAUGUUGUGAGGGGAAAACUAUACAGUGCCCAUAUUCCAAAAUUGAGAAAUGAGAAAGGCAGUGAUGUUGAAUACGAGCAAAAAGCUUACUAUCAUAGAGUAGGUGCUAACACACCACGUGUUACUGAGGAUGAACUUGUCAGUUUUAUUCAAGCACUUAAAGACCUUGACCAAACAAGAGAACAGGAAGAAAACUACCAGAAUCUGACACAGGUUCAUUUUAAAGAGGACCUAGGAAGAAAACUGUCUGUCCUUCUGACACGUGGCAAGAAAUACAUGGACAACACAUUGCGUUACAUCAUUGUGUCCAACAGAUUUGAUCAAGAAAACCUGCUGAACAUCAGAUUCCUUGCACACAUGAAUGUGUUUUGUGUUUUUGACUUUGAUCCUGACUCCAAAUCAUCUGGAUUUUGUCAUAAUUACCAAGAGCACCAUGCAGUAAACCUUCACUUCCUGCAGGAUUAUUGUCAUAAGGAGAACAUGACUUUGACUGACUUUGUUAAGAAGUUACAGCUCUUUGACAGAAGGAGCUGGAUUUUCUGCAAUGGCCGAAGUGAUUACAUUGGAGGUGAGGAUCCAUGUGAUGAAACGACCUGGAUCAAAAACAAGAAGAAGCUAUUGAAAAGAGCUAUAUCUGUUAUCUGUAAUGAAAUUCUCCCUAAAGGUUCAUUUGUGGUACUAUUCAUUCUCAUUUCUGAAGUUGAACAGCCCAUUGUUGACACUUUUCUUGAGUUCUAUUCUGAAAUGAGUGGAAAUGAAGACAUAGUUAUCAUCUCAGAGUCAAGGGAGAAUUACAAGAAAUGGUCAAGCCUUGCUCAGGCGUCUCGCUUAUCAGAGGCUGAGCUUGAACAAAACAGUAUUGUGGGUAUGCCAAUGAGUCACAUAGAUGCCACAAUUCAAAGCAUUCAACUCACCAAUCUUCAGGCCACAAGACGUUUACCUGUGUCAAACAAAGGAGUAUGCUUUUUAAAACCUGUGGAUGAGGAUCAUAUGCUCUCUUUAGAAGUAGUCAGUAUUGACCAGUGUGACGAAACAAAUGUAGAUUUAAUGGAGCAAGAACCAAUAAACAAAAUAGAGCAAUACUUCUAUCAGGGGGGGAAAAUUGAUUGGAAGAAUUUGUGGCUGGCUGACAAAAAUCGGUGUGGAGAAGUAAUCAAACGAGAUGCAUAUAGUGACAUUAACAAUAUGUUAGAAGAAAUCGUGCUAAGUAACACAUCGAAAAGGUGCAUUGAAAAUAUCAACAUAUAUCAUCAUCCUGGCAGUGGUGGAAGCACAGUAGCUCGACAGAUUCUCUGGAAUUGGAGGAGCAAAGUACGAUGUGCUGUGGUUAAACAAUCAUGUGAAACACAACACCAGCCUGCAACUGUUUGUGAGCAUGCUGUAAUGCUUAGGAAUUAUCAAGAGGUUGACAAGAAUGCUUGCUUACCUGUGCUUUUGUUGCUGGAGGAUUGCAAUACAGAGUAUCAGGAUGGACUCAGACGAGAAUUAAGCAAUGCUGUUGCUGCAUUGAAGAUUAGUUCCUCAACAAUGUGCUUCAUUGUACUUUGCUGUAAAAGGUCUCUGGAUCCAGAAAAGAUGUGUAAAGCCUUGCCUUUACGCACAGUCGCAGUUACACACAAGCUAUCACAUGAAGAAAAGAAACUCUUCUCGAAUAAAGUAGAAAAUCUCAAGCCAAAGUAUAACCCAGAGUUUAUACUCACAUUUGUUCUCAUGAGCAAAGAGUUUCAACCAUCUUACAUCAAAGACUUUGUAGAGAACCUGCUGAAGGAAAUUGAUCAUUCAUGUCCUCAGACACAGUUGAUCAAAUUUGUGUCACUACUGAACAGCCACAUUCAGAACUCCUUUCUGUCUAUAUCUCACUGUGAGGCAUUCUUAUAUUUAGGGAUUCAACUGGAAGGUGUUCGACACCAUAUGUUUGAAAAUUAUUUAAGUGAGCAAGCCAAGUUUUUUUUCAUACAGCUCAAAUCUAGUGAAACCAAUAUUUCAUCUGUCAGGAUAAUUCAUCCUUUGGUAGCUAAAGAGAUUCUGAAGCAGCUAUCCAGCCAUCAGCCCCAGAGUGCCAUAGCAAUGGAUCUGCUUCAAAACAAAGUGCUGUUUGACCACAGAUAUGGUAAAGAUGAAUUUCAAAAAUUUGUCAGAGAUCUGUUUAUCAAGCGAACCAAAAAAAGCAAGGGAGAUUCGAACGACAGUUGGUUUUCUCCCUUAAUAGAGCAUGUAUGGAAUACAGAGACCGAGGAGAAAGCAAUUGACCUGCUGAAGGUAGCUUAUGAGCGUUUUGAAGAGGACGCUUUUGUUGCUCAACAACUUGCACGACUCUUUAAUGAAAACAGAAGGUUUGAGGAAGCUCAGACUUGGGCUGAAAGGGCAAAGUCUCGUCUCCCACAACACACGUACAUACUUGACACAGUGGGGCAAGUGUACAAAAAAUGGUUUUAUCACAAACACGACGCUAUUCUUGAGAAAGAUCCUAUUAAACCUGAGGACAUUACUGAUAUCAUUGAUAUGGCUCUUAAAGGUAUCAAUGCUUUUAGAUCCUCAGAAAACUGUCCACAGUCCCAAACAGUCUGCUUAAACAACUCUUAUUUUGGAGAAGUUGAUAUUGGAUGCCGAUUACUUGAGCUCCUGGCACAUGUAGACGUUUUUGCCAUAAAGUCUAAAUUGAUGGAUUACCUGCUUACUGACCACAUACCAGAGGAAGUACAGAGACCUUGGCAGAAGUUUCAUAGUUAUUUAAAAGGAAUGAAUAACAGGAUCAGAAAUGCCCUAGAAUGCAUCUGUGAGGAUCUUGCCCGCUUUCAGAAUCACAGUUCUGAGGAAGAAGAGGAGUUAGAUGAAGGAGAACCAGAUGAAGUAAAUCAUCCAAAAAAAUGGCUUCAAAGAAAAUGUGCUGUUUUUGCCAAGUUUUUUAGUGAUAACAUUGAAAAGGAUGAGGCUGUUAAUACUGACACCGAUUCUCCACUGAUAAGACAAAUGAAUAUUUUCCAGCUUGGAGGUGGUAACGUUACAACAAUUCUUUACCUGCUUUCUGACAACAAGAAACAAAGAGCUGGAGAAAAGCUUGAGAAAAUAAUUAGUCUCUUUCCAGCUGACCUAAAAGAUCUUGACAAGACAGAGCUCAUAAACUUCAUCUUCUGCCAAAUAGCUCUCUCUUGUGCUUCACCUGGCUCUGGGAAACUUCUUUCCAUUCAAGAACUUCAAGAUCUCAGCAAACAGUUUUGCGGUGGAAGAUCUGCAUUACCAGCAACUGCAUACUUUCUCCUUUCACUGUUGUUUUGGCCAGAAGACUUAACAGGCAAAGAGCAUUCCACUACAAGAAGUGAUAUUUUCAUAAAGGCAGUAAACUCACUCCAAAGGUACUAUGAAAUGAAACCCACAGCCUCAAGAAAAGGUAGGAUUUUAACUCACUUUCUUCUCGGAAAAGCAAGGGGUCUCAACAAAAUUGUCCACAAGACCACAAUUGAAAAAUUCAUCAAGGGUACCUUGAAUGAGAGACGUCUGAAGUGGCAGGGCGGUGAAGUGUGGACGAACCCAAAUGUUGUGCAGCUGCUAAAACGAGUUGAUGGAUACACUGAAAAUGGAAAUCUGUUCAUUCGCAUAUCUGAUAGCAACAUCAGAGUCAUUCCACUUUUUUCUGCCUCUUUGCCAAAUUCAAAUGAAAACGUAACCUUCUACCUAGGCUUUUCUUUUCAUGGAGUGGUUGCCUUUGACAUCAAGGUUUCACAGUGAAAUUUGAGUUUACCAAUACUUUUCUGAUGAUAAUGAUAAGAACAUCUAUUGAAUAUCUGCAUACUGUUGGGGAAUUUUAUAUUAGAUUAGUUUUGUUCAUUUUUUACAUUGUGAUUAUCCAUGUGUACCACAUAAUAGGAGAGAUUUUUAUAUGUAUAAGAAAACACAAUAAGGAUAUAGAUUUUGAAAGCGCUACUUGCUAGAAGCUUUAUUUUACUCAGAAAAUUACAGAAGGUAUAGCCCUCUUUGCCUUAAGCAUGAAUCACAUUUUACAAGGUUGUUUAUUGUUUCAUGUUUUGAAGAAAUGAACAGGUAGCAUAUAUCAAAUUAUUUAACAUUUAUGCAUGAAAUUAUAUAUGAAAUUUGCAAGUGUAUAGCAAAUAAUUUUUGAGAUUUUUUUUUUAUUUAAAUUACAAAUUUAUUGCUUAAUCACUUAUUUUUUGA